AUGCUCAUAUUAACGGCACAACACGCUCCGCCCCCCACACCAUGGUGUAAUCCCCUGCAGUUUUCCUAUUUCUAUAAAAUGAAUGAAAAUGGAAUAAUAGAGAAUAAAAACAAUUCUAAAAAAGGUGAGAAACGCUCCAAGAAAGGAAACCCGAAAAAGGUGGACAGCAAGGAAGAUCAUACAAAUUCAGACCCCGCAGGCACCCCAAGCGGAAAUGUAAAUAACGGAAAUACGCCCCAAGUUGAGGAAAAAAAAGAAAACAAUACGGAAGCUUCAAACAAAAACAGUGUGACUAACCUAUUUUCAUGGAAAAAGAAAAAAAACAAACAAAAGAAGUGUGAAAAUAAAAUGGAGGAAAACAACUCCGAUAUCCAUGGAAACAGCUUGAAAACAAGCCCAUAUGUUAACUUGGGCGAUGAUGAUAUAAAUGAAGUAGGAGAAGAGGGUGAUGGUUACUAUGAUCAGGAUAACAAUAACGAUGUAAAUGAUACGCAAGAAAAUUAUCAAGAAAGUAAUGCAACUGAAAAUUAUGAUAAUGAAAAUGAAAAUAUAGCCAUUGUCGAUGUGGGGGGAAAUGAAAAGAAUGCACAAGAUAAAGAAGAAGAAAAAAAAAGGAAAAAAAAUUGGAAAAGAAGAACAUUUAGUCGUUUCACCCCUGGGGGUGUACGCUCAAGCACAGUUUUGUUUAUAUGUACAGCCAUAGGAGUUGGCUUUCUGUCCAUACCGUAUGUUUUCUUAAAGUUGGGGAUAAUAUUAAGUCUACUCUUGAUACUUCUAAACGGCAUGGAAUCCUACGUUACAACGAACAUCCUAUGUAUGACAUCCUUGGAGCAUAACACAUUUGUAUAUGGAAAUUUGCUAAAAAAAAUAGGACAUAAGUACCACAAAACUAUUAUCGACAUUGGGCUGACAUUUGGUUUUCUCUCCAGUUAUAUUUUGGUAUUGAUACUAAUAAGUAAUUUUUUAAGUAGCAUAUUGUACGUUUUUAAUUUCCCGUCCUUUUUAUAUAACCACAACGUUUUGAUUAUUAUAGUGUGUUCACUGAUAGUACCUAUAACACUUCGCGAUCAAGUGGGUUCUCUAGAUUCCUUUUUGAUAUUUUCACUAUGCUCGUUGAUGAUAACGGUAUUAACGAUAGGAUGGCAAGCACGGGGCUACUACACCGUAUUGAUUAACAAGGAUAUAGUGCUAUUCAACAUGGAUAGGCAUUUUUUCAAAUGUUUCAAUAUUUUGUUAUUUUCUUUUUCGCAACAACCAAAUGCAUGUUUUAUAACUGGACAAUUUAAUCAGCCGACGCAUAGGAGAUUAACAAAAUCAGCAUACAGAAGUGUUGUGCUGCAAAUUAUUUUUUACUCUCUAUUUGGACUUCUAGGAUAUUUGUCCUUUCUGACGACAACCAAGGAUAACAUCAUAUUGAAUUAUGAAGACACAAAUAUAUCCAUACUUUUGUGUAAAUUUCUCCUAUCAAUAACGUUCUUUUUUUCCGUUCCCUUAAAUUUCAUGGGAUCAUACUCAAGCUUAUUAUCAUUGUACUUAUCCGCUCGUAAUAUGUUUCUUAAAUUUUAUGUGUUUGUCUCAAGAAGGAAUAGGUACAUGGCUAACUUAUCUACUUUUCUACGCGAGGAUGAGGACAAUAUUUUUGAGGAUAACGCCCUUGAUAAUUUAACAGAGAAUUCGAGCACCACAGAAUCACAAGCGGAGGACAGAAAACAGCGAAGACUCAUCUCCAUUUGUGUCACCAUUCUCUGCGCCUUCAUAGCGUUCAAUGUUAAAAAGUUAUCCAACGUUAUUGGUAUAGGAGGAGGAAUUACGUCUACACUGAUAUCCUGCCUUUUACCCAAUUUGAUUUACUUUAAGAAUAGGCAUAAUGUGAAGAACAAGCUGGAGCGAUAUUCAACCCUCUGCAUGUUAUGCUUCUUCUCCUUCAUGGGUUUUUUUUCUGUCAUUACUACUGCGUUAAUUUUAAUUUUUUAA
Plasmodium knowlesi strain H is the source of this 1974-nucleotide messenger RNA. RefSeq names its product amino acid transporter AAT1, putative. The record is from RefSeq and is a predicted model, not a curated record. Gene Ontology annotation, biological process: amino acid transmembrane transport. The coding region runs from base 1 to 1974 and encodes 657 amino acids. The transcript has 2 exons. Lineage: Eukaryota; Apicomplexa; Aconoidasida; Haemosporida; Plasmodiidae. Gene Ontology annotation, molecular function: amino acid transmembrane transporter activity.